CCCAAUCACUAUGGAGGACCCGCAUCCUGAAGAGACCAUGGAGCAGCAGGAUUCGUCCAAGGAGAGGAGUCCCCGCAGUCCAGGAGGCGACGUGUGCCACCUGGGGGCCCCGCAGUGCACCCGCUGCCUCAUCACCUUCGCCGAUUCCAAGUUCCAGGAGCGUCACAUGAAGCGGGAGCACCCAGCGGACUUCGUGGCCCAGAAGCUGCAGGGGGCUCUCUUCAUCUGCUUCACCUGUGCCCGCUCCUUCCCCUCCUCCAAGGCCCUGAUCGCCCAUCAGCGUGGCCACGGUCCAGCCACCAGGCCCUCCGUGCCAGUUGCACCCGCCGCUGCCCCGCCUACCUUCCCCUGUCCUGACUGUGGCAAGACCUUUGGGCAGGCUGCUUCUCUGAGGCGGCACCGCCAGGCGCAUGAGACCCGCACCCCUCCUGGCCCCUUCGCCUGCACUGAGUGUGGUCAGGACUUUGCCCAGGAGGCUGGGCUGCAUCAACACUACAUCCGGCAUGCCCGGGGGGAGCUCUGAGUGAAGGUUAAGCCCUCCCUAGGGCAGCGGGGGUUCUGUGGCUGCUGGAACCCACCUCUGGUAUAGGAUGGGGGCCUUGGAAGGAUUUGCUUCCCUCCCAGGACAGGCAAAGGACUUCUGAUAAAUAGGACCCAGAAGAUUCUCAUCUAGAGCUUCAGUCUUUGGAGGACACAAAGGCCUUCAGGGAUACAGUGAAAUUAGACAAUAGUGAAAUCUUUUGUUUUAAAAAAAAAAAGCAAGCAAAAGGGAAAAUUGUUGUAUCUUCCUCAUUCCCAAUUAAAUAGUUUGAAAUCACAA
Prionailurus viverrinus (fishing cat) is the source of this 820-nucleotide messenger RNA. RefSeq names its product zinc finger protein 576 (gene ZNF576). Gene Ontology annotation, molecular function: DNA-binding transcription factor activity; RNA polymerase II cis-regulatory region sequence-specific DNA binding. Gene Ontology annotation, biological process: regulation of transcription by RNA polymerase II. Bases 11 to 523 code for a protein of 170 amino acids. The transcript is spliced from 2 exons. Lineage: Eukaryota; Metazoa; Chordata; Mammalia; Carnivora; Felidae. The record is from RefSeq and is a predicted model, not a curated record.